Molecule: messenger RNA, 706 nt
Organism: Oryza sativa Japonica Group (Japanese rice)
Lineage: Eukaryota; Viridiplantae; Streptophyta; Magnoliopsida; Poales; Poaceae
Molecular function (GO): calcium ion binding
Source: RefSeq, a predicted model, not a curated record
CAUUCACCAGCUUCACUAUGAUUCAUCAACCAAAGCCAACCAAAAACUUCCUCUGCUGCUUAGCUAAAGAAUCAUCGCCAUCAUGAGUGUGGAGAUCCUCGACGGCAAGACGGUCCGGAGCUUCGUGGAGGACGAGGGCGCCUUCAACUCCUCGGUCGACGGCCGCUUCGCCGCGCUCGACGCCAACCGCGACGGCCUCCUCUCCUACACCGAGAUGGCCGGGGAGCUGAUGAGCCUCCGCGUGCUGGAGAAGCACUUCGGCGUCGACGACGAGGCCGCCAUGGGCGCCGACGAGCUCGUGGAGCUGUACCGUGGCCUGUUCGCGAGGUUCGACCGCGACGGCAAUGGCGCGGUGGACCUGGAGGAGUUCCGGGCCGAGAUGAAGGAGAUGCUGCUCGCCGUCGCCAAUGGCCUCGGGUUCCUGCCGGUGCAGAUGGUCGUCGAGGAAGGCAGCUUUCUCAAGGUGGCCGUCGACAGGGAGCUGGCCAAAGCUGCUUAAAUUAAUAUACCUGAACCGGCGAGCAUUUAAAUUUUCACACAGCUACGAUUUUAAUUGAUAUAUCUUGUGUUCACAAUAUUGAUCAUUGUUAUUUGAUAGCCUCUGUUGAGCUAUAUUUCAUUGUUACUUGUGUAACUGUGCUCUUUGAGAUAGACAAAGAUAAUAUGAUAUAAAAAACCAGUUUUGAUCAAGAGAAUCGGUUUGAAA